AUGCUGGCUGCUACUGCCCUCGCGUCAGUCGCUGCUCUUCUAGUGGCCUCGAUCCCGAGCGCCGAUGCCCACGGCUACAUGCUCAUCCCCGAGUCGCAGUUCAAGGGCUCUGCUACCUCGGCCUGGAUCGUGCAGAUCGACCCGGUCUGGACGAGCAACGACUGGGAUGGCAACAACGCUGGAAGCGUGGACGCGUUUAAGGCUCUGAAGACGGCCAACAACUUCAAGGACCUCAAGACCCUCAUGGACGACACUUCGGUGUACGGCGCUGACUGCGGUUUCACGGACCCGAACGGCACGCCGCAGCCCAUUCCGACGGACGGCAAGGCCACUUUCUCGCGUGCUAUUGUUCACGUGGGUCCGUGUGAGAUCUGGCUGGACGACAAGAAGGUGCUGUACGAGGAUGAUUGCUUCAGCAAGUACGGCAACGAGAACCAGGACAUCAAGUCGGUCUUCCCGGUGGACUACUCAUCAUGCGACAACGGUGGCUGCAAGGAGAUGCGCUUCUACUGGUUGGCGUUCCAGGGUGUCGAUGGCAAGACCGUGUGGCAGUCCUACAAGGAUUGCAUUCCCCUUCAGGGCACGGGAGGUGGCGGCGGCGGUUCGUCGACUUCGCAGACGCAGUCUUCAUCGACGGGCGACUCGAACAGCCCUUCCAGCGGCCACUCUAACACCCCGCCGAGCAGCGACUCCAACAGCCCCUCGAGCGGUGACUCGAACACCCCGUCCAGCGGCGAAUCGACUACCCCGGCGCCUGAGUCGAACGACUCCACCACGACUCAGGGUUCGUCAGCGGAGACCCCAUCUGUGGCGACUCCAUCUGUGGAGACCCCUGAGGUUACCCCCGCCCCGUCGUCCAAGUGCAACGGCCGCAAGCGCCGCAACUAA
Molecule: messenger RNA, 888 nt
Organism: Phytophthora sojae
Lineage: Eukaryota; Oomycota; Peronosporomycetes; Peronosporales; Peronosporaceae
Exons: 2
Coding region: 1-888 (295 amino acids)
Source: RefSeq, a predicted model, not a curated record